This is a messenger RNA of Rubroshorea leprosula, 1406 nucleotides long. NCBI's taxonomy places the organism in Eukaryota, Viridiplantae, Streptophyta, Magnoliopsida, Malvales, Dipterocarpaceae. The record is from the annotation of a GenBank genome assembly.
AUUUCCCCUCGUUUCUACCAUUUUUACUUCUGCAAAAAUGCCCAGUCGUCUCUCCCUCUCUCCAGAAUCUUCUCCGAUCAUUUAAACAACAGUAGUGUCUUCCAUAGCCGCCAGAAAGGGGAGCACACAACUCUCGAGAUCCUCUCUCAUGAUGGAGGAUGUUAAGGAGCAGCAAAGUCAAUCCAAUGGUGAUUUUUCACUUCCAGGUAAAGAUAGUGAGAGUGAAAUAGUUGUUGAAAAUGCAGCAGCUGUGCAUGGGGAACCUCCUCAAGGUGAUGGUGUACCACCCAAAGUUGAUUCUGAGGUUGAAACCGUUCAUGAGAAAGUCACAAAGCAAAUUAUUAAGGAAGGUCAUGGUCAGAAGCCAUCAAAGUAUUCAACAUGCUUCUUGCACUACAGGGCAUGGGCUGAAGGCACCCAGCAUAAAUUUGAAGACACAUGGCUUGAACGGCGACCACUGGAACUGGUUUUAGGAAAAGAGAAGAAAGAAAUGGCUGGCUUGGGCAUUGGUGUCUCGAGCAUGAAGUCUGGGGAACGGGCACUGCUACAUGUGGGCUGGGAAUUAGGUUAUGGAGAGGAAGGAAGCUUUUCUUUCCCAAAUGUUCCACCCAAGGCAGAUAUAGUCUAUGAGGUUGAGCUAAUUGGGUUUGAUGAAGUCAAAGAAGGAAAAGCCAGGGCUGACAUGACUGUGGAGGAAAGGAUUGGUGCAGCAGAUAGACGAAGGAUGGAUGGAAAUGCUCUAUUUAAGGAGGAUAAAUUUGAGGAGGCCAUGCAGCAGUAUGAAAUGGUCACCAGCUUAUCUUCCUUUAUUUUGGCCAUCACCAGCUUAUCUUCCUUUAUUUUGGCCAUCACCAGCUUAUCUUCCUUGAUUGUUGCUCUUUGCACCUCUAAAUACUUCAUUUGCACCCCUUUUACUUUGGUGAGUUCUGACGUUCUGUUUCUGCAUCAGGCCAUAGCAUAUAUGGGUGAUGAUUUCAUGUUCCAGUUGUUUGGUAAGUAUCGGGACAUGGCUCUGGCUGUUAAAAAUCCUUGCCACCUUAACAUGGCAGCCUCUCUGAUAAAGCUCAAGUGCUACGAAGAAGCCAUUGGCCACUGCACCACUCAAAAGGAACUCUAUAAAGGACUUUUUGGCCCAAGACCUGAACCUAAACCCAAGAGAAGGAAUUGGCUAAUCCUCAUCUGGGAAUGGCUUCUUUCACUAUUUUACCGGCUCUUCAGGCGUCAAAGAAUCAAAGCGGAUUGAUUAAUUCGGCCAAACAUGAGUUAAACCAGAUCUUGAAUAACUAUUAACGUUUAUUGAUAGUGUUAUUGACAACUGCUUCUCUCUGAAAUGUUAGAAGUCUUUGCAAACAAUGCUUUAUUUAUUUAUUUAUUCAUUUUGAAUUGCACCGUGAAAUGAUGAAUGU